Nothoprocta perdicaria is the source of this 1311-nucleotide messenger RNA. RefSeq names its product calphotin-like. Lineage: Eukaryota; Metazoa; Chordata; Aves; Tinamiformes; Tinamidae. The transcript has a single exon. The record is from RefSeq and is a predicted model, not a curated record. The annotation marks the transcript as partial.
CAAGGCGAUGCCUGUAGCGCCGGCUACACCAUCACCGCAGACUCUCCCCAAGGCGAUGCCUGUAGCGCCCGCAACACCGUCACUGCAGGGGCUGCCCAAGGCGAUGCCUGUUCCGCCUGCUACACCGUCACCGCAGAGCCUCCUCCCCAAGGCGAUGCCUGUAGCGCCGGCUACACCGCUACUGCAGGGGCUGCCCAAGGCGAUGCCUGUUCCGCCGGCUACACCGUCACCGCAGGCGCUGCCCAAGGCGAUGCCUGUAGCGCCCGCAACACCGUCACCACAGGCGCCCCCCAAGGCGGCGCCUGUUGCCGAGGAGAAAGUGGCAACACCGUGCGAGCCGCCGCCUGUAGUUGAGGUGAAGGCGACAGCCCCGUCGCCGCAGAGCCUCCCGCAGGCGGCGCCGGUUGUUGACAGCACCGCGGGCCCGCCGCCUGUACCUGACGGGAAGCCGGCAACAGCGGCCCCGGCGCCUGUUGCCGAGGUGACCGCGGCGCCGCCGGAGCCCCCGAAGGCGGCGCCUGUUGCCGAGGCGACCGCCGCACCAGCCGCACAGCCGGAUCCACCCCAAGUGCCGCCUGUAGCCGAGGUGAACUCCGCAACAGCCACGCAGCCCGGCCCRCCCGCCGCGCCGCCUGUAGCCGACGUGAGCUCCGCAACACCCGCACAGCCGCAUGCGCCUGUUGCUGACGUCAAGCCGGCGCCGCCGCCGUCACCCAAGGCGCCGCCUGUUGUCGAGGUGACGCCGGCAACAGCGUCACCGCAGGGCCUCCCCAAGGCCAUGCCGGUUGUCGACACCCGCCUGGCCGCACAGCCGCUCGCCAAGGCCCCGCCGGUUGUUGAGCCUCGGGUGACAACCGCCGCGCCGCCUGUCGAGGCGACAGCGGCCCCAGGGAGCCCGCCCAAAGCGGCGCCUGUUGUCCAGCCGACACCGCCGGCCCUGCCCUGCGCGCCGCCUGUUGUCGAGGUGAAGUCGGUGCCGGAGCAGCCCGAAGCGCCGCCUGUUGUCGAGGUGAAAGCAGCCGCGCCGCCGCAGCAGAACAGCCCGGAAGCAACAGCCGCUGCCGAGGCAACAGGCGGCGGCCCCGCGGCACCAACCUCGCUGCCGCCUGUCCCGGCCCUCCAGCCCAAAGCGGAGGCGCCCGCCACGCAGCUACAGGCGGAGGAGCAACAGCCGCCGCAGGAGCAACAGCCGCCGCAGGCGGAGAGGCCGCCGGCCGACACCGUCGCCCCGGGCGCCAUCAAGACGGAGGCCCCUGAUGGGGCCGUGGCCGCCGCGUCAGUCGGCAGCGCCGCGUCAGUCGGCAGCACCGC